Messenger RNA from Penicillium roqueforti, 903 nucleotides. Its product is annotated as protein-S-isoprenylcysteine carboxyl O-methyltransferase. The record is from RefSeq and is a predicted model, not a curated record. Gene Ontology annotation, molecular function: protein C-terminal S-isoprenylcysteine carboxyl O-methyltransferase activity. NCBI's taxonomy places the organism in Eukaryota, Fungi, Ascomycota, Eurotiomycetes, Eurotiales, Aspergillaceae. Gene Ontology annotation, cellular component: membrane; endoplasmic reticulum. Bases 1 to 903 code for a protein of 300 amino acids. Gene Ontology annotation, biological process: C-terminal protein methylation. The transcript has 2 exons.
AUGCUCGCAACAAGCUCCGGCGCAGAGCCAAACAAAGCCCUGAACUUCACCCACACUUCGAAACACAUCUCACCACCCGGACCUCCAGUCCACGACCGCACCAACAGCAAUAUAUCCUUCCCUUCUUCCUCCGAUGCCUCAACCGACACGCCCGAUGCCGAUACCUCAAUCUACCCGGACGGCAAGAUGUCUCUGGCGGGAAUUUCGCUGCGCGCAAUGCUCCUCGGCACCAGCCUCGGGCUAUCAGCAAGCAUGGCAUUGUUCCUAAGUACCGUGUAUCCAAGUUCACUGUGGCGCGUGCCGUUCUUCGUCGCCUCACUGAGCCUGUUCCACUUCCUGGAGUUCUACGUGACGGCGCAAUACAACACGCGGUAUGCGACUAUCUCCGCGUUCCUGCUGUCAUCUAACGGAUGGGCGUAUAAUGUUGCGCACGGAUCUGCCAUCGUGGAGUGCAUCGUGUCGCAUGUUUUCUGGCCCGGGCAGACUGCUGCUGGGCGGAUGGUCACUGUGACGGAACCGUUUUUCGGAAGCUCGGUCUCGCUUCUGCUUGUCGCAGGCUUUGCGCUUCUAUUGAUCGGACAGAUUGUUCGGACUAUUGCUAUGGCGCAGGCUGCUAGUAACUUCAAUCAUCAUGUGCAGAGUCAGCACCAGGAGGGUCAUGUUUUGGUUAAUACUGGGCUUUAUCGGUAUCUGCGGCAUCCGAGCUACUUUGGAUUCUUCUGGUGGGGUCUGGGAACACAGUUGAUACUAGGGAAUAUGGUUUGUUUUGUUGGAUAUGCCCUCGUGUUGUGGCAGUUCUUCUCGAGCCGGAUCAAGCGAGAAGAAGCUUACUUGAUCUCCUUCUUUGGCGACGAGUAUGUUCAGUACAGAAAGGCUACCCCGGUUGGGAUCCCGGGAAUUUAG